GCUCACCCUCCGCAUCUUUCAUUCGUGCCUGAAGCAGCAGCCAUUGCCCAUUGCUAACGAGAGUGGAGUGGUAGAGCAGUUCGAGUUUGCCUUUCUCUCUUGCUUGAUUGGUUGAUCGGUGACUCGAUCCAUCGUCGGAGGUACAUAUAGUUAGCGAGGAAUUCUCCGGCCGGCCACCGGCGACGACGACCGCAAGUGAUCCGUGAGGGUGGUGAACACGACGGCGGCUAUGGUGAGCGGCGGCAAGGGCGGCGUGCUGCCGCUGGCGUCCCUGAACCACAUCAGCAUAGUGUGCAAGUCGGUGGAGGAGUCGCUCGACUUCUACAUGAACGUCCUCGGGUUCACCCCCAUCCGCCGGCCCGGCUCCUUCGACUUCGACGGCGCAUGGCUGUUCAACUACGGGAUCGGCAUCCACCUGCUGCAGUCGGAGCGUCCCGACAGCUUACCAGCGAAGGAGAUCAACCCCAAGGAUAACCACAUCUCCUUCCAGUGCGAGAGCAUGGUGGCGGUGGAGCGGCGGCUCAAGGAGCUGGGCAUCCCAUACAUCCAGCGGUGCGUGGAGGAGGGCGGCAUCUACGUGGACCAGAUCUUCUUCCACGACCCCGACGGCUUCAUGAUCGAGAUCUGCAACUGCGACAACCUCCCGGUCGUCCCGCUCGCCGACCAGACCUUCGCCAUGGCCGCCUGCAAGAGGGUCGCCUCCGUCAAGCAGCAGCAGGUGCCCAUGCCGGUCGCACAAGUAGCGCAAGCAACCCCUGCUCCCACGGCGGCCGCGGCUUCGCAGUGCAUUCCCGCGCCGAACCCGGCCUUGCAGCGCGUCGGCGGCGAGGAGGCGGCGCAUAUCUCGUGCGCGUGAGAGGUGGGAGGCCGGGGUAGCCAGGCCGCCCAACUGGUGGCGCGCUCCGUGGAGUCGUGGUUUUUGUAUAUUGUGAUAUAACAGUGUGCGUAUGAAUAAAGUGAGGGGAGCAGAGUGUGGUUUCAGCUUCAAAUCUGCGUCUCGGAGCGGCCUAGGAUGAGCCCUCUGUUUGCUCUGUUUCUGCUCGUGAUCCUUCGAACUAGUAGUAGUACUCCCUCCCACACUAAAAAGUUUAUAUAUUUUUUUCUUCGAACAAAACCUAAAAUUCUUUUCUUUAGAAUCACCUUUUUUUUAGCGAAAACACCCGAGCCUAUUUAUUCAUCAAAUGGAAAAUUUUACAUA
Molecule: messenger RNA, 1198 nt
Organism: Triticum dicoccoides
Lineage: Eukaryota; Viridiplantae; Streptophyta; Magnoliopsida; Poales; Poaceae
Exons: 3
Coding region: 230-856 (208 amino acids)
Source: RefSeq, a predicted model, not a curated record